Messenger RNA from Centruroides sculpturatus (bark scorpion), 1137 nucleotides. RefSeq lists its product as uncharacterized. The transcript is spliced from 2 exons. NCBI's taxonomy places the organism in Eukaryota, Metazoa, Arthropoda, Arachnida, Scorpiones, Buthidae. Bases 1 to 1137 code for a protein of 378 amino acids. The record is from RefSeq and is a predicted model, not a curated record.
AUGGCUGAAAUAUCUCAAGAAAAAGAUUAUGAAGAAGUAAAGGAAAAAUAUAUUCAAGCACGAUCCAAAUUAUCAUCAUUAAUCGACGAAAAGGCUCCAAUAACAGAGGCAUCAACACAGGCAUCACCGAGACAGUCGAAUGCAUCAUUUGAAGGGCAGGCAAUCUCCGCGUCGAUAAAAUUACCAAAAAUUGAACUACCAACAUUUGACGGAGAUUAUUUAGAAUGGAUCAAGUUCAAAGACUUAUUUUCAGCAAUAGUGCAUAACAAUGCAACUUUAACAAACGCACAAAAACUUCAUUACCUUAAAUCAGUUUUAAAGGGAGAAGCUGAACAACUCCUACACUCCAUUGAAGUCAGUGAUGGUAAUUAUACAGAAGCAUGGAAGAUACUGCAAGAUAGAUAUGAAAAUGAACGACAGAUUAUUAACAGUCAUCUUAAGGCUCUUUUUCAACAGCCACGUGCAAGGACUGAUUCGGCGAGUGAAAUCAAACGACUGCUAGACACUACUGUAAAACAUGUCAGAGCAUUAGCAGUGUUAAAAUUGCCGACAGAUCAUUGGGAUCACAUUUUGGUUUAUACAUUAAGCAACAAACUCGAUGAUGAAACAAGAAAACAGUGGGAAUUAAAGGCUACAACGACUACAUUUCCUACAUUCAAUGAGUUGAAGCAAUUUCUGGAGCAGAGAUAUCGUGCUCUAGAGAUUUCCGUGAGCAAUAUGUGGAAACAAAGAACACAACAAAACAUAGGAAAACUAUCAAAUACACUCAAAGCUCAUAGUGUGACCGUUUUAAGUUGCCCAGUUUGCAAGGAGGCACAUCAUGUUUUUUACUGUCCAGCGUUCCAGAAACAGAACGUGAAAACUCGUAAGGUCACUAUCAAGAAUGCUGGACUCUGUUUUAACUGUUUUAAGGGUAAUCACUCAGUGAAAGACUGUAAAUCUACAUCUACAUGCAAGCAUUGUCGUAAGAAACAUAACACCAUGCUACAUGAAGACGAAUCUCCCGCUCAAGUUUCAGCAUCAAACGCAGCAUCUUCUUGUAUAACAGCGAAUUGCAACACUGGUAAAGUGAUCAUUACAAACCACGCAUCUGAAACUCAACAAAAAACUGUCUUGUUAGCGACAGCAGUCAUGUGA